AUGAGGCAACUUGAGUUAUUGAAGGACUACGACAUGCAGAUCCAGUAUCAUCCAGGCAAAGCCAACUCAGUGGCCGACGCUUUGAGCAGGAAGUUAGUUGGGAGUUUGGUAUGUUUGUCAACGAUUUUAGUAGAGCCGACGAUUAUUGAGGAAGUGAAGACCAGACAGAGGGAAGGUGAAUUCUUCGAGAAGGUAAUUGAUGAGUUUGUCACCAAGCCGAGGUCAGGGUACACCAUUGAGAAUCAGGUGUUUAAGUUCGAGGGAAGGUUGUGCGUAGCCGACGUCCCAGAGUUGAAGAGGAAGAUUUUGCAGGAAUCCCAUGGUUCCAGAUUUUCCGUUCAUCCAGGAAAUACCAAGAUGUACUAG
Camellia sinensis is the source of this 366-nucleotide messenger RNA. The record is from RefSeq and is a predicted model, not a curated record. Lineage: Eukaryota; Viridiplantae; Streptophyta; Magnoliopsida; Ericales; Theaceae.